This is a messenger RNA of Fukomys damarensis (Damara mole-rat), 3775 nucleotides long. It is a transcript of the gene Chrdl1, whose product is annotated as chordin like 1. The record is from RefSeq and is a predicted model, not a curated record. Gene Ontology annotation, molecular function: protein binding. The coding region runs from base 182 to 1543 and encodes 453 amino acids. NCBI's taxonomy places the organism in Eukaryota, Metazoa, Chordata, Mammalia, Rodentia, Bathyergidae. The transcript is spliced from 12 exons.
CCGCCCCCGCUCACUGUAGCUCUCGCCACAACCUGCAAACCCCAGACCUCUGAGGAGUGCCCCGGGAAGCCCAGAGCGCGUGGACGCGUGACGGAGAAGACCAGCACCCAGUUUGAGUACACUACACCUUGGAGGUUCAGAGUUGGAUUUUGCAGUGGUCCCAGUGAGGAAAAAGUGGAAAAUGGGAGGCAUGAAAUACAUCUUUUCCUUGUUGUUUUUCUUUCUUUUCCUAGAAGGAAGCAAAACAGAGCAAGUAAAACAUUCAGAGACGUACUGUAUGUUUCAAGAGAAGAAAUACAGAGUGGGUGAGAAAUGGCAUCCUUACCUGGAACCUUAUGGGUUGGUUUACUGUGUGAAUUGCAUCUGCUCAGAGAAUGGGAAUGUGCUUUGCAGCCGAGUCAGAUGUCCAAAUCUUCAGUGCCUCUCCCCUGUUCAUGUGCCUCAUCUGUGCUGCCCUCGCUGCCCAGAAGACUCCUUACCAGUAGUGAACAAUAAGGUGACCAGCAAAUCUUGUGAGUACAAUGGAACCACUUACCAACAUGGAGAGCUAUUCAUGGCUGAGGGGCUCUUUCAGAAUCGGCAACCCAAUCAGUGCACCCAGUGCAGCUGCUCGGAAGGGAAUGUAUAUUGUGGUCUCAAGACUUGCCCCAAAUUAGCCUGUGCAUUCCCAGUCUCUGUUCCAGAUUCCUGCUGCCCGGUAUGCAGAGGGGAUGGAGAAUUGUCAUGGGAACAUUCUGAUGCUGACAUCUUCCGGCAACCUGCCAACAGAGAAGCAAGGCACUCUUAUCACCGCUCCCACUAUGAUCCUCCACCAAGCCGACAGGCUGGAGUGUUGCCCCGCUUUCCUGGGGCCAGAAGUCACCGGGGAGCUCUUAUGGACUCUCAGCAAGCAUCGGGAACCAUUGUGCAGAUUGUCAUCAAUAAUAAACACAAGCAUGGACAAGUGUGUGUUUCCAAUGGAAAGACCUAUUCCCAUGGAGAAUCCUGGCACCCAAACCUCAGGGCAUUUGGCAUUGUGGAGUGUGUGCUGUGCACUUGUAAUGUCACCAAGCAAGAGUGUAAGAAAAUCCACUGCCCCAAUCGAUACCCCUGCAAGUAUCCUCAAAAAAUAGAUGGAAAGUGCUGCAAGGUGUGUCCAGGUAAAAAAGCAAAAGAAGAACUUCCAGGCCAAAUCUUUGACAGCAAAGGCUACUUUUGUGGAGAAGAAACAAUGCCCGUAUAUGAAUCUGUAUUCAUGGAGGAUGGGGAGACUACCAGAAAAAUAGCACUGGAGACUGAAAGACCACCCCAGGUAGAAGUCCACGUCUGGACCAUUCGAAAAGGCAUCCUCCAGCACUUCCACAUUGAAAAGAUCUCAAAAAGAAUGUUUGAGGAACUCCACCACUUCAAGCUGGUAACCAGGACAACCCUGAGCCAGUGGAAGAUAUUCACUGAAGGAGAAGCUCAGAUCAGCCAGAUGUGUUCAAGUCGUGUGUGCAGAACAGAGCUUGAAGAUUUGGUCAAAGUUUUGUACCUGGAGAGAUCUGAAAAAGGCCACUGUUAGGCAAGUCAGACAGUAUUAAAUAAGGUCAAGCAAGAAAACUUGAGCUGCAGCUGGACUGCCGGUUUAUUUUGCUUAAAUCAGUAGUACCUUACAACCCCAAACUCAAAUGCAGUCAGUUAUUCACGUCAUGCAUAGCGUAACUUGCUCCUUUAUGUGGAGUGGUGUGUCAGCCCUGAACCAUCUCCUCUAAAGAGACUACGAGAGUCAUAAAUGAUUUGUGGGAGGAAGAGGGAUAAAACACCACAAUGCGUCUCUAGUUUCUUGGAGAAUCACAUUUCUGUACAUGUUAAAGAGCAAACAAAACUCCCGGGGUUUCUAUGAAGAAAGUUAUUCAAAUGAAAGAAAGAGAAGGCAAUUGCUUAGUAGCUGUUCUGGAGAAUAGAGCAAUUAUUUGAUUGAAAUGAUAUUCUUUGAAUGUUAGAAUGCCUUUUGUCCUUUACAAGAAAAUUAACUGCCCAUCCUUAAGCACGUGUGCAUGUAAGCACAUGCACAUACACAGACACACACACACACACACACACAAGAAACUGUAGCCUCUGCCCUGAGGCAAAGCCAGCCUAGACUCUUCCCUUCUCUGCCUAAAAAGCCUUGGAGGUUGUUGGUGCCCAGGAGAAUAAAUAAAAACUUUUAAGCAAAAGGCUCUGUUCUUAGGCCUUUGAGGUGGCUGUUGAAUUCAGCAACUAGAGUGGCAGUGUGAAGAAUAAAAGCACCAUUUCUGGCCUCAUUCACUUUAAAGUGGUGAAUAACUUUUCCCUGAUGAUACCCUUUCUUUUUUUUUCCUGAACCUAUGAAGCCUCCAAAAAGAACUUAGAAUUGGGUAGUAUUAUCAGAAACUGAAUCAAUACAAAGUGAUUAUUGAAGAAAGGGAUUGAUAAAAGUCAAAGAGGCCGUCUUAUUGUUUUCACGGCAACAAAAUCCACCAAUUAGUAGAUUAAUAUUCACUAAAUUUCUUGAGGUCAUACUUGUCUAGCCAGAAAAUUUAGGCUGAAUUAAUAAAUUCUAGAAGCCCCUUAAAAGGGCAGUUUUCAUUCUUCAAAAGUUGAUUUUUUUUUUUUUUACUGUACAGAAAGGCUCAAUCUUCACAAGUUUCUGAAUGUUGGCUUUUCAGUUAAGAGAGUUGCUGUUUAUUUAAGGAGCUGAAAAUUCUGAUAAAGAUCUUUAUCCUAAACCUUCCCCUCGUUUUUUGCUUUAUCCAGCAAGCAUGGAUUUGAAUCAGGGAUUCUAGAAAACACUGUUCAUGAAAUGUCUAUUUGCAGUACAAUACUAGAGUAUAAAUUAUCAGUUUUGAGGUCUGCCUUAUACAUUGUCUUUGUGGGAAAACUAAAUUUUCCUCAAAGGGAUCUUAAGCAUGCCUCUGAAUUUGUCCACUCUGCCGGUCAUGAAUGAACUCUAGUAUGUACUAAGAAGCAUUGAAGACUCAGAUAGUGCAUAUUUCCCACUCUGUGAUGAUAGGUGAGAGAACAUGUUUUUCCUUAAUGUAUUUGACACUGAUGGGGGAAAUGUCAACAGCCAUCUGCCAUAGAAGAGUCUGUUUCCAUAAAAGAGACACGAGGGCCUCCUAGCCAGGAAUUCAUGGGACAAUUCUUGCACCAGUGCACCACACACAUUUUACUCGAGGAGGAAGGACGUCCUGGGCUGAAAAGCCACAGAGCCUUGUUAUAGAAAGUGAGGGUCAUAGUGAGUAAGCAGCUGCUGUCUCCCUUUCAGAAGUGGCAGUCAUUUCCAUAGUAACGGGAUCCUGAAGAAAAGUGGGUGAUUCCACUUCUAGAUGUUUCACCCCAUAGCCUUCCCACUCAGGUGUUCUCUGAAUGCUCAGCCUUAGGGGAACACCCAAAAGAUUCUCUAGAUAGAUGCCUGAUUUCUGGUGCUGAGACACACCUUUCCAAAGUAUUGGGGGGAGCUGUGUCAGUGAACGUAGAAACCCUCCAGUGUUUGUUGUUUCAUAGAGAGUAGGUCUUAGGAACGAGGCCAAGCCACCCAUAGUUAGUAGAGAAGAAUGUGGUUCUUCUUGUGUAUUUAUUUGUAUCAUAAAUACUUGGAACAACAAAGACCAUAAGCACCAUUUCACAAUAAUAGCCAUUUUCUAGUUAACUGAUAUAAACAAGUAAGAGUAAAGUAACAUUAUUACCUUUUCACUCUUCUCAUAGGACAUGUACCUAAACAUGGUACUUAUUUAUGUAGUCACUGUAUUUCUGGAUUUUAAAUUAAUAAAAGUUUUACUUUUGAAAAGUC